AUGGCUUCUUCAAUGCUGUAUGGAGUUGAAAAUCUUGCAAUUAUAAGAGGAAGAGUGUCACCAAACGGGUUAGGGUUUAAUGGGUCGGAUUUGCAUGGGGGAAAAUCUUUCCCCAAAAUUAAUUUGGGCAUUGAGAAUUCGAAUUUUAGACGAAUAGUGGAUGUUGGUGGUGGGACUGGGUUCUCAACGUUGGAUAUUGUGAAACAUGUUCAUGCUAAAAAUAUUACCAUUUUGGAUCAAUCGCCACAUCAGCUUGCUAAAACAAAGGAAAAGGAGCCAUUGAAGGAACGCAAGAUAAUUGAGGGAGAUGCUGAGGAUCUUCCUUUCGAAACAGAUUAUGCAGAUAGAUAUAUAUCAGCCGGAAGAAACCACAGCAAACGUAUUCUUCUUCAUUCUUUGUUAUUCUGCAACGCUUCAAGAAUUAAAUAUCAGAAAAUGGAAAUAGGAAAUAAGGUUUACCUAAAUAACAUUGACCAGAUAGAUGAAAAAUCGCAUAUCAAGGUUCGGGUGCUUAAAAUUUGGAACUUUGUCAGAAAUAAUAAAGUUUGUUCCAUUGAAAUGAUCAUCAUGGAUGAGGAGGGUACACAAUACCAAGCUCGUGUCUUCAAUCAGAAUUUCUCCAGAUUUCGUCAUCUUUUAAAGGAAGAUGAAAGUUAUAUAGUUAUAAAACCCAAUAUGGCUGCUGUUACUAAUGGUUUUAGUUAUACAGGUCAUAAACAGACCUUAACUUUGGAUUGGAAAAGCAUCCUAAAAAAAUGUGAUGAUUUCUCGGGUCCGGUCAAUGGAUUUAUGUUUGUUGACUUUAAUUCUAUCAUAGAACAAACAUGCCCAAAAGACACAUUCUUUGAUGUUAUUGGACAUAUCGUGUCAUUUAGGCCUCUUGAAACUUCAAAUCCAGUACCAUCCAAGCAUUAUAUAAAAGUCACUCUUAGCAACCUAGAUUCUGUACAUCUGAAGGUUACUAUUUUUGGAAGUCAAGCAUAUCAAAUUUCAGAAUACCUAAAAAAUAACCCGACUGUUAAUUUUGUUGUUAUCGUGAUGCAGUUUUUGAAGCUAAACAUUUGGAAUGGUCUUGGUGAAGCUAAAAGUCAUUUUGAAGUAACGAAAUUGUUCAUAAAUUCUGACAUUUAUGAAAUAAAUGAGUUUAAAAAUAAGUUGAAAUGUCAUGACAAUUUCGGUAUAACUGAAAAAAGCAUAACUACACUUCAAAGCUACUCUUCUUCAUAUACAGAUGACUUUAAGGGCAAUUUUCCAUUAAAAACAAUCUGUGAGAUCACCGAACCAAUUAAGGAAAUGAAGUUUUUAUUAGUUGCUUCCAUUGUUAAUAUAAGGCAGAAUCUACCAUGGUAUUAUGAAGCAUGCAAAAAAUGUGGAAAAAAAAUUAUCCCUGUUCCCAAAACCAAUCAUUCGUAUACCAACCCUGAGGGAAUUUCAGAAACUAUGGUUGUCGAGUGUACAAAUGCACAAUGCAAAAAAUCUGAAUUUCAGGAAGCAAGGAGGUUGUUAAAUAUAAGUGCCUACGAGUUGAAAAAGAUACAUGAUGCGGCCGGAGACAGUGAUGCCCUAUUUCCAAUGCAACUUAACGUGUUGAAAAACCGCAAGUUUGGUUUUGUUGUAGAUAUUACAGAAUACAAUGUCAACAACUAUAAUAACAUCUACACAGUUCUCAGAGUUACAGAAGAUAUGUCCAUUGUUUGUGAAUUGGAAAGUAAAAUAGAACUUAUGAGUAUUCAAUCUGUCUCCUUAAAUCAAGUUGCUUUGGAAUCCGAUGAUGUUGUACAGCCUGUUCAAAAGGAUGUGAUCUCACAAACAGACGAAAGUUUUACACCCUCAACAGUUGAUAAGUCAACCGCAACAAGUCCUUGCAAAAUAUCAGGUGAUUUGAAGCGCAACCUCCAAGAAAUUUAUGAUGUUGAUUCUGGAUAUGAUUUAAGUUCAACUAAGGCUAAAAGAAAGUCAACCGCAGAGGAAACUCCACUCUUGAUUCCAAAAAUUGAAAAGUGA
This is a messenger RNA of Lactuca saligna, 2004 nucleotides long. The record is from the annotation of a GenBank genome assembly. Lineage: Eukaryota; Viridiplantae; Streptophyta; Magnoliopsida; Asterales; Asteraceae.